AUGAAUUCAAAAACCACCAUCAUGAUCAAUGAACAUGAUUUAAUCUUGCCAACGACCGAAGCGGAACGAGUGUUUGGUAGCAAUCAUGAAAAUAUCACCGAAAGAUAUCAUUAUCAAAUUUUAUGUAAUAUUGAUUAUGAAACAGCGUAUGAAUUGUUGCAAUUUUUGAGAAAUUGUACUCGGGAAGAGUGUUAUCAUGAAAAAGAAUUAACCAAUCUCGUUCAAAAGCUGAAACAAACUGACCCUAAAGGACCAUCUGCUUUAUUGGUGUUUAUGGAUAAAUAUUUUCCAGAAGCAUGCCAAGAACAUUGUUUGAUUGACUUUUUGAUAAGCGAAAUUAAUCGAGAUGAGGAGGUUGAAGGAACCAAUCUUGUUGUUGAAAAGUAUAUAUUAGGGGAUGAAGAGGAUUUUAUUUUACAGGUUGAUGAUCGAGAAUGCUUAACGAUCUCGUAUUCUCACCAAAGCCAACACUACACUUUCGGAACUGAUAUAGUUGCUUUCAAUUUCCAAAAUAAUAAUAUCCAUUUUGACGACAGUGAUUUUGUUGUACCUCCUCCAAGUCCAUAUGUAUUGUUCAACAUGGUUUCUCAAUUAGUACAAAGGUAUACAAGGUCUUCCCAGCCUUCAAAGUAUUUAGAAAAGCCAGCCUUUUUCAUUUCCAAACCCAGAAUGAUUUUGAUUUUAGCCUCGAUUUUCAAAAAAAUCUCUUCUGUUGUAGGUAAUGAUAAGCGUUGGGUUGAGGCUUUUGGGCUGUUUCAAUUGUAUACAAACGCGCCCUGGAGUUGCUAUGGAAAAGAGUGGAAAACAUGGAUAUUGACAAUUAUUUCAAAAAGUUUUUUGAAACAUUUAUCGACAUUGGUGAUAAUGACGACUGGUUUAUACAAUGUAACGAUUAUGGGUGAGGAGGAACAAGAAAUUGACAAAUCAGAGGACUCGAACAAAAGAAUAUCAACCUCAGAAUCUUCCCAACCGGCAAAGUCACGCAAGAUUGCAAGCCAUAGCGACACUUCACAAUAA
Molecule: messenger RNA, 1017 nt
Organism: Naegleria lovaniensis
Lineage: Eukaryota; Heterolobosea; Eutetramitea; Acrasida; Naegleriidae
Exons: 1
Coding region: 1-1017 (338 amino acids)
Source: RefSeq, a predicted model, not a curated record